AUGACAAAUUGGUUGCCGAGCAUCCCCGAGGGCCACGGCCCGCUCUACAUUCGUCUUGCCGACUGCAUCGCCGAGGAAAUCGCGACAGGUAAACUCGCUGCAGGUGCAAAGCUGCCGCCCCAGCGAAACCUGGCGUAUGAUCUUGGUGUAACCGUCGGCACAGUCGGCCGCGCCUAUGCGGUCGUUCGUCAACGUGGACUGGUCAGCGGAGAAGUCGGCCGGGGUACAUACGUCCUCGGCACCCAUGAAGGUGAAGCGCUCGCAGAAGGGACCAAGCCUGCGAUCAACUCCCUUUCAAACCCGGGCAACGGCACCGGAUCUGCCGUACCGGCAGAGGUUUCCUGGGUUCAGGGCGCGAUGAAAACUCCCAAGGACAUUGCGUUCGCAGGCACACGUGUUUCGGUGCCGUCCCCAGAAGCCAUCCGUUUUGACAGUACAUCCGCACCGGAGGUCGGUCAGGCACGGGCGAUCCGUGAACUGACUGCCGAGAUCACCCGCGAUGCGCCUUAUGAUAUUGCCAGUUACACGCGGUCCGUACCUGAACGCUGGCGGGAGGCUGGACGUGUCUGGUUGUCCCGGGGCGACUGGCAGCCACCGGAAGGCUCUAUCGUGCCGACAACGGGCGCCCAGGCGGCGAUCAUGGCGAUCAUAACGGCCACAACAGCACCUGGAGACCAGGUCGCCUUCGAAGACCUUACCUACAGCUCGAUUGCCCGUGGUUCGGCACUUACCGGACGCAGACCCGUGCAGAUCACAAGUGAUGAGGAGGGUCCUCUUCCGGAUGAUCUCGCCAGCGUCUGCGCACAGCGCCACCCGAAGAUACUGUUCGUCAUGCCGACAAUGCACAAUCCGACAACCAGACUGAUGGGCGUUGAAAGACGCAUCGAACUGGUGGAGGUCGCCCGCCGGCACAAUCUCUGGAUCAUCGAGGACGAAGUCUACGGAUCAUUGCGCAAUACCGGCCUGGCUCCAUUUGCGGAACUCGCUCCGGAGCGCACUUUUCAUGUCGGGUCCCUGUCCAAGGCCGUCACGGCAGGAGUGCGCGGCGGCUGGGUCUCCAGUCCCGUUUCUCACGCCCAGCGGAUCUACACGGCGCACAAGAUGCUGACAGGCGGCAUAUCGUUUCUGCUCUCGGAACUGUCAGCGCGCCUUGUCCUCAGCGGAACCGCCGACACCUUGCGCAAGGGCGUGCUGGAGGAAAUUGCCGCCCGUCACGGUCUGGUUCAGCAACUACUUGAUCCAUUCGAGCAUGCUUCGGCGGCCGAUGCCCCGUUUUUCUGGCUCAAGGUUCCCGAGCCCUGGCUUUCGGGCACCUUCAAGGCUGCAGCCGCAGCCUUCAACACGCUUGUUGACGACGAGGACGAAUUCAAGUCGGGACGCUCCGGCAGGGUCUAUCAUCGUGUGCGGGUCGGCAUUACAAAUCCACUCACUCGGGAAGAAACGGCCAAGGGCCUUGAAAUACUGAGAAAUCUCCUGGAAGACAGCGGUGCCGGUUACGACAGUUUUGAAUAG
Molecule: messenger RNA, 1512 nt
Organism: Effrenium voratum
Lineage: Eukaryota; Dinophyceae; Suessiales; Symbiodiniaceae
Source: the annotation of a GenBank genome assembly